This is a messenger RNA of Rhinolophus ferrumequinum (greater horseshoe bat), 2390 nucleotides long. RefSeq names its product neuromedin U receptor 1 (gene NMUR1). Gene Ontology annotation, cellular component: plasma membrane. Bases 158 to 1417 code for a protein of 419 amino acids. NCBI's taxonomy places the organism in Eukaryota, Metazoa, Chordata, Mammalia, Chiroptera, Rhinolophidae. The transcript has 3 exons. Gene Ontology annotation, molecular function: neuromedin U receptor activity. The record is from RefSeq and is a predicted model, not a curated record. Gene Ontology annotation, biological process: G protein-coupled receptor signaling pathway.
GCGGGGCGACGCGGAGGGCUGCUGGUGGGAAGGCUGCUGUCAGUUGGCCAGCCCGCCAGUGCGUUCUCUCCUGGUGCCUUCUCUGUCCGUCGGUGGGUCUCUGGACGCCGCUGACGGGCGGGCUCCCGGACCCUAGAUCUCACAGGUCGCAGAAGGCAUGGCUCCUAUCUGCCUCAAUUGUUCCGUCUUCCCUGCAGAUGUGUCACUGAGAGGUGCAAGGAGCCCAGUGCCCUGCAAUGUCAGUAGGGCCUCGGGGCUAAAGUUUGACCCUGAAGAUUUGAACCUGACUGAUGAGGAGCUGAGACUCAAGUACCUGGGGCCCCAGCAGACAGAGCUGUUUGUGCCCAUCUGUGUCACGUACCUGCUGAUCUUCGUGGUGGGCACCGUGGGCAAUGGGCUGACCUGCACGGUCAUCCUGCACCACAGGGCCAUGCGCACGCCCACCAACUACUACCUCUUCAGCCUGGCCGUGUCAGACCUGCUGGUGCUGCUGGUGGGGCUGCCACUGGAGCUCUAUGAGAUGUGGUGUAACUACCCCUUCCUGCUGGGCGCAGGGGGCUGUUACUUCCGCACACUGCUCUUUGAGACAGUUUGCCUGGCCUCUGUGCUCAACGUUACGGCCCUGAGCAUGGAGCGCUACAUGGCCGUGGUGCACCCCCUGCAGGCCAGGUCUGUGGUGACGCGGGCCCAUGUGCGACGAGUGCUUGGGGUCAUCUGGGGCCUCGCUGUGCUCUGCUCUCUGCCCAACACCAGCCUGCAUGGCAUCUGGCAGCUGGAUGUGCCCUGCCGGGGUACGGUGCCCGACUCGGCCAUGUGCAAGCUGGUCUACCCACUGGCCCUCUACAACUUAGUCAUGCAGAUCACCACCCUGCUCUUCUUCUGCCUGCCCAUGGCCAUCAUCAGCGUGCUUUACCUGCUCAUUGGGCUGCAGCUGCGUCAUGAGAAGCUGCUGCUGCUCAGGCAGGGGGCCAGCGACAGAUGCAGGCUCCAGCGGCCGUCAGAUCGGGGUCGGACGCAGGUGACCAAGAUGCUGUUUGUGCUCGUCCUGGUGUUUGGCAUCUGCUGGGCCCCGUUCCACAUCGACCGCCUCAUGUGGAGUUUCGUGUCUGAAUGGACCAAGGGCCUGGACCUGGCCUUCCAGUACGUGCACGUCGUCUCCGGCGUCUUCUUCUAUCUCAGCUCGGCCGCCAAUCCCGUGCUCUACAGCCUCAUGUCCAGCCGCUUCCGGGAAACCUUCUGGGAAGCCCUGUGCUUAGGGACCAGAUGCCGUCACCACAGACCCUGCCGCACCUCCCACACCCUCAGCAGGGUGGCGACAGGCAGCACCCUCUGUGACAUGGUCUCCCUGGGCAGCAGGGCUCACCCUCUGGCUGAGAAUGGUGGCUCAGACAGACAGCAAGAGACUGACCCCUCCUGAGAGGAGCCUCGAAGCAGCUUCACCUGGAGGAGCCAGAGGGUCACAUGCAGCUUUGGGAGCCACGUCUGCCCUCCUCUGCAGGGAUGUCUUCAUGCCGGUCCCCCUUUGUGCCUCGUCCCCACAUCAGCCACCUCAGUCACUCCUGACCCCACCAUGUCCUGGAAGGGAUAUAAGGUUGCCGUCUCUCCUCCAGGCCUCCGGUUCUUCCCUGAGGGAACAUCGCUCAGGAACUGGCACAGCAAACCUCCAUCUGGGGACCCGCCACCAGUUUCUGAACUGUUUUCAUAGGACCCUCCCUUUCCUUCCCAUUUCUUGUUGAGCUUCUGUAGGUUCUGGCCCAUUCUGUCCCUCUCUAGCUUCUGGCCUGCACUUGGAACUCUCCUGUGACCUGCCCCCUCCCUGCCCCCAGUCAGCUUAUUCUGCUCUUGGAUCUCCACUUAAUGGCGCUGCUGGUUCCAAUCUCAGCCCUGUUGCCACCUUGCUCUGUGGCAUUAAGCUAAUCACCUCACCUUUCCAGGCCUUGGUCCCCUGUUUGCAAAACGAAAGGGGCCCUGAUAUCUAAGUGUCACACUUUGGCACUUUAGCUGUGGUUUUCUGUGCGUGCGCGUAAGUCACUGCUAUAAUGAAACCUACGGAUACGCUCAGAUGACCAAGGUAGAAAUUACUCUAUCUUCACCCUCAUCACCCCCAGCCCCUCCCCCCUUCUGGAGAUUGGUUGCAUAGCAGUGUGAAUAUACUGAAACAAUAUUGAACUGUAUGUUUAAAUGGCUAAGAUGGUAAAUUUUAUGUUAUGUGUAUUUUACCACAAUUUUUUUAAAAGAAAGGAUUAAAUCUAAAGGAAAAUAAAUAAUAAUAAAAAACAAACCAACCCUAACAUUACUCUCCAGAGGUAACCACUGUAUGUAAGACGGGACAGGGGCUUCUUGGGAGCAAGAAGCCCGUGAGAAGAGGCUGUGCAGAUCUGUGAGUGCUC